Messenger RNA from Micropterus dolomieu (smallmouth bass), 3521 nucleotides. It is a transcript of the gene mcm8, whose product is annotated as minichromosome maintenance 8 homologous recombination repair factor. Lineage: Eukaryota; Metazoa; Chordata; Actinopteri; Centrarchiformes; Centrarchidae. Gene Ontology annotation, molecular function: ATP hydrolysis activity; single-stranded DNA binding; single-stranded DNA helicase activity. The transcript has 20 exons. The record is from RefSeq and is a predicted model, not a curated record. Bases 16 to 2637 code for a protein of 873 amino acids. Gene Ontology annotation, cellular component: nucleus; MCM complex. Gene Ontology annotation, biological process: double-strand break repair via homologous recombination.
UCUUUUAGGAAAGUAAUGAGUGGAGAGGAAUCUAGGAGAGGCUCAUGGAGGGGGGAGAGAGGUGGAUGGAGAGGAGGAAGGGGAGGAUGGAGAGGAGGUGGUGGUGGAUGGAGAGGAGGUGGUGGUGGUGGUGGAGGAGGAGGAUGGAGAGGAGGGGGAGGAUGGAGGAGUAGACCAUGGAGAGGAGGAUCGACAGGUGGAGGAGGAGGAAGAGGUUCAGGGGGAGCAGCAGCAGCAGCAGGAGGAGGAGGAAGAGGGUGGAGAGGCGGAGGUGGUGUUGCGGGAAGAGGAUCAGGAAACUAUCAGAGAGUCCUUUGUCAGGCUACCUUAGAUGUGUUGUGUCCGUACAAAGGAUGGACACUCUACUUCACAGAAGGCUUCAUAGAGAGCUCACCCAGUGUGGAGAAGAUCAAAGUGUUUGAGAAAUAUUUCACCUCCAAGAUUCACCUGUAUGACAAGGAUGAAAUUGAGCGCCAGGGCAGUGUAUUGGUGGACUAUGCAGACUUGACUGGAGACAAAUAUGUGCUUAAAGCACUUCCUGAUCUGACCAAAGAGCUGAAGGAACAGCCAGAGGUGAUACUCAACUGUUUGGGAAUGGCCGUUCACCAGGUGCUGACUGUAGAUUUGGAGAAACAGGCUGCUGAACUACAAGGGGAAGAGCUUCCUGUCGCUACACCAAUCAACAUCCCUCACAUUAGCGCGAGGCUGUAUAACUAUGAACCGUUGACUCCGCUGCGGACGCUGCGUGCCAGUGUGUUUGGGCGGCUGGUGUGUGUGAGGGGAACAGUGGUCAGAGUGAGCAAUAUCAGACCUCUGUGUACCAGGAUGGCCUUCAGGUGCCUGGUCUGCUCGAACACACUGUCUCUGCCACUGCAGCAUGGGAAAUACACUACACCUACCAAGUGUAUCAAGCCUGACUGUCGCAGUCGUUCCUUCGCCCCCAGCCGGAGUUCUCCUCUUACUCACACAGUAGACUGGCAAAUCAUCAAGGUGCAGGAGUUGAUGGGCGGAGAACAGAGGGAGACUGGACGAAUCCCGCGUACAGUGGAGUGUCAACUGACCUCUGACCUCUGUGACAGCUGCGUCCCUGGAGACACAGUUACAGUGACAGGGAUUGUUAGAGUUACCAACGAUGGGACUUCGCGGGGGAACAAGGAUCAGUGUAUGUUCCUCCUCUACCUUGAAGCCAUUUCAGUCAGUAAUACUAAAGGUCAGCAGUCCAAGUCAGGUCAGGGGUCAAGAGGGUCGCUUGAAGAUCGAUCUGGGGGGGAGGAGUUCAGUCUGAAGGAGCUGUAUGCCAUCCAGGAGAUCCAGUCACAGCCUGACCUACUGAGACUCAUAGUACACUCAAUGUGUCCCGCCAUCUACGGCCACCUGCUGGUGAAAGCUGCUCUGGCGUUGGUGUUGUUUGGAGGCAGACAGAAACACAUGGACAAGAACAGCGUCCCAGUUAGAGGAGACCCACACAUACUGAUGGUGGGAGACCCUGGACUGGGGAAGAGUCAGAUGUUACAGGCAGUGUGUAAUGUGGCUCCCAGAGGAAUCUAUGUCUGUGGCAAUAGCACCAGCACCACGGGACUGACGGUGAGUUUAUCCCGGGACGCAGGGACAGGGGAUUAUGCUCUAGAGGCCGGAGCCUUGGUGCUGGCUGACCAAGGCCUGUGCUGCAUUGAUGAGUUUGAUAAGUUGGGCCACCAGCAGCAGGCUUUGCUUGAAGCCAUGGAGCAGCAGUCUGUGAGUCUGGCUAAGGCUGGAAUAGUUUCCUCUCUGCCUGCCAGAACGUCAGUUGUAGCUGCUGCGAACCCCACUGGAGGUCAUUACAACAGAGGCAAAACUGUUUCUGAAAAUCUGAAAAUGGGCUCAGCUCUUCUCUCUCGAUUCGACGUUGUCUUCCUCCUUCUGGACAUCCCAGAUGAGUCACAUGACCGCCGCCUGUCAGAACACGUUAUGGCAAACAGGGCAGGAAGAGGCAGAACCAGCAGCGCCAUAGUUACCAGGGCUGAUAUCGAAUUAGAGACCUCCAUCCUACUAGAACACUCAGACAUGCCACUAUCUGAACGUUUACAGAUCCCUGCAGGUGAAACUAUAGAUCCCAUUCCAGCUUGUUUAUUAAGGAAGUAUAUCAGCUACGCUCGUCAGUAUGUCCAUCCGGUGCUCUCCCCUGAAGCAGCACAGACACUUCAGGACUUCUACCUGUCACUGAGAUCUCAGGCACACACUGCUGAUUCCACACCCAUCACCACAAGACAGCUCGAGUCUUUGAUUAGACUAACUGAGGCAAGAGCCAGGUUGGAGCUCAGAGAGACAGCUACCAAGAGUGAUGCUGAGGAUGUGGUGGACAUCAUGAAACACAGUCUGGCUGAUACAUACUCAGAUGGUCUGGGCAAUCUGGACUUUGAGCGCUCUCAGCUUGGAUCAGGCAUGAGUCAGCGCAGCGCUGCAAAACGACUGGUCAACGCACUACACUUGCAUGCUCAGAGGACCAGUCAGAAGCAGUUUGACCUUCAGACGCUUCGAGCUGUGGCCGACAAACUGAACAUCAAGGUGAUGGAUUUUGAAGGUCUGGUGAGUUCCCUGAAUGAACAGGGUUUCCUGCUGAAGAAAGGAGCCAAGCUGUACCAGCUGCAGACAGUGUGAUCACUGGCAGCUGCAACAGAAUCAGAAAACACACCUGCUCCUUCCUGCAGACCUCACUACAAGGUCAGUGUUCGGGAUGAAUGAAGAGGGUCUCUCUUGAUAGAAAAGAAGGAAAAGACUUUAUGGGAAACCCAUUAUCCAGAACACUUUCACCAAACCACCAACAAUCAGACUGUGUAACUACUAAAACCUUACAAAGGGUAUCUCUCUGCGGGACCUUGCAGAAACCACUAUUUCCUGAAUGAGCUCAGAUUUCCUGGCAUGAUGGGCCUGACUUGAGAUUUAGUUGUACCUGCACCUGUUAAGUGGGACUAAUACCUUUUCAGAAUUUAAUAAUACAUCUGGGUUUAGACAAGUUUACCGUAAAACAAAAGUUGUGUAGUUGAAUUUUGUUUUUCAAAUUUCUUUGACAAUGUUCUGAACGUCUGAUAGAAGUGGUGAUACUUACAUUCAGUAAAUAUUUAAUAGGUGAUUAUACUGUCUCACCGUCAGUUGUUUUAUACAUUUUGUUUUCCACACAGGGGACUUUUUUGAAUACAGUUAAGUAUCAUUAAAAAAAAUUGCAGCCAAUUUAAAAUCAGCAAUAGCUGAAGCAGGAAGCUUGUUUAGGAUUAAUCUGUUGAUACAGCACCGAUAUUACUUUCCCUAACCAUAAUGCAGACUUGUACUGAUGGGGUGUUGCCAGUGUAUUAUCAAAUUUUUGGGCAUCGGCCUGAAUGAUCCCGUAUUGGUUGUGUAGUAUGUUUAUCUAAAAACAAGUGUGCAGUAUUUGGUUCUCAAUUCUUUCUCAAAUGUUCUGUAUUGUGUAAUGUUUCUGGUUUCUCUUUGUAUGGUAGGCACUUUAUUAGGAACAUUCAGUUAAUAAAUAAUUAUUUUCCUGUAAA